This is a messenger RNA of Cylicocyclus nassatus, 966 nucleotides long. NCBI's taxonomy places the organism in Eukaryota, Metazoa, Nematoda, Chromadorea, Rhabditida, Strongylidae. The record is from the annotation of a GenBank genome assembly.
GAUCGCCGGACCUCCUUUGAUCCUAUCGCGCCAUAGUUCACGGGUUCAGUCCGUCCCGUCCACCCUGAUCACCUUUUGAUACAAGACGAAUUCAACAACAAGUGAAAGUGUGACAUGACGAGCAAUACCAAUAAGAAUAUCAUAACUAGGAAGAUUGCUUUAAUGGGUUAUCCAUGCGUUGGGAAAUCUUCGAUAACAUUGCGUUUUGUCCAGGGAACCUUUCCAGAUGCUUACGAUACUACUAUAGAAGACCUACACACUAAACCUUAUCGAUGGCUUGGGCGCGACUAUAACUUGAGAAUUACAGACACCGCCGGUCAGCAAGAGUACUCAAUAUUCCCGCGUAGUUGUUCUGUGGAUAUCGAUGGAUUCAUUUUGGUUUACGCUAUCGACGACAAAAAAUCUUUCGAGAUCAUCCAAAUUAUACAUGACAAGAUUAUGGAAACUAUAGGAGACGAUAAGGUGCCCAUUGUCAUUGUUGGCAAUAAGGUGGACCUACAGCACGCCUCUCGUGUGGUAACAAAGGAGGAGGGCGCGAAGUUGGCGCAGAAAUGGAAGUGUGCCUUUAUAGAAACUUCAGCAAAGGACAACACUGCUGUGCAACAGAUUUUCGACAAAAUACUGCAUCAGAUUGAAGUUGCUAGAGGUAAUAUUACCGAACAAACGGGUGGCAAAUGCACGAUUUCCUGAAUUGAAGCUCGUUUUCCACUUUGUUUACUAGUCUUCGUACCAUGUUGAUCCAGCUUGUAUAUAUUACAGAAUUAGUUAUUGCUUACCGAUAAGGUGAUCAAAGUGCUAUUUAUAAACGUUCUUUUCUUUCUGACGCUGCCUUUCUUAAGGCGGCUCAUUUUAUAUGAUGCUUAAAUUUUAUGGACUCUGCAGCGACUUUCUUCGUUUUCACGUUUGUUUGUUUUUGGAACGUUCCGCACUGUACAUAACAUUGUUAAUACCGAUUUGAUUAAAUUU